This is a messenger RNA of Drosophila kikkawai, 1282 nucleotides long. RefSeq lists its product as uncharacterized. NCBI's taxonomy places the organism in Eukaryota, Metazoa, Arthropoda, Insecta, Diptera, Drosophilidae. The record is from RefSeq and is a predicted model, not a curated record.
UUCCCUGUCUGCCAAAGGGUAGUGAUUAGAGGUUUAAGUUGUUGCCACCAACCACAACCACUUUUAGCCCGAUUUCCAUUGGCAAUUAAGUAGGCCAUGACAUGGAAACUGUGUAAUUGUAGUAAUCGAUUUUCCAUUUCCACUGGAACCUGCCAGGCUGUCGGCGGCAGUGGGAAAAUUUUAAAAUCCAGUCAGCGCCAAAUAGAGUUUACUGACCCCAAAAAAAAUAUAUAAAAACAAAAGCCAGAGAGAGCGCAGAAAUUGCAGCAGCCAAAAAGGAGAGGUGAAAGCGAAGGAGGUCGCACACAUAUCGAUUAAACACGCGGAGAAAGGGGGCGGCGGCGUCCGCUGCCACCUGAGGGGGUGACUGGGUGGUAGUUGCCUGAGGGGGCGCGCUGGCUGGCAACACGUUUGAUUACCGCGUGUAAAUAACAACAACACGAACACUGCAAAAGCUGCAAGGACUCGCCAUUGUCCUCGUUGCCGUUGUGCAACGAAUCACAUGCCACAGAAGCCCCAUGGAAAGUCCCAGCAAGAGCCAGGAACUGGUGGAGCCACAGCCGCCGGUUCCUUCAAAAGCCAAGCCCCCGGAGAAGCCCAUUCGCAAGCGAAAUCAACUAAAAGUCCCGCCUCAUAUCCAAACCAGGACCCCGAAGCCCACACCCACGGCAAUUCUCUGUGAACUAACGCGCCUGAAGGCCCAGCAAAAGUAUCUUGAAUGCAAUCAAGUCAAGCUAAAUCCCAAUAAUUUCAUACUUGACGAUGAGGAGGACAACAAGGCUGUGGAACCAAACUCGGAGGAUGAAUUGGAUGUGCCAGACGAGCAUCCACAAAGUGGUAAAAAUCAAAGACCCAUCAGCUCCUCCACCGCUGCCCUGAUAAGUCUGAUCAAUGAAAUCGAACAGGAGAAGCUGGAUCUAAAUCAAAAGUUUCAGGAAUAUCGCUCGACAAAAAGGGGAGAACUCCAGGACAUGUGGCACUAUGUGGCCGCCAUCAAAGAGGAUGUCUUUCGUCCCGAACGACUUAGCCAGUAUACGGUUAAUGCCCUCAGACAACGAAUCAUUUGCGUCAAUAGUCAACUAGAGCGUCUAACGGCUAAGAACUCAAAGGAACUGGAAACCUUGAAGGAGGAAUACGAGAAAUUGGAGAAGGAAAAUAAGUUUCUAUGGAAGGGUAAUAUGUAAGAUUUAUUUUGGAAUAUCUUUAGAUUACAUGGAAUCCAAGGGGAAAGUUUGUACUUUGUCCUAAAUCUAUAUAGUGUGAAAAUAAAAAUAUACACUCA